UCGGCGUAUUUCACUUCACCUUAGCGUGUUGAUUUUCCUUAAAAGAACCGCUGGAAGUACUGCGAGUAGUGAUCUUGGUCUUAAAAAUGAACAAGCAGCCACUCGAGUUCUUUCACUUUCUGGGACUCAGGUGAAGUGGAGGGGAUGCCGUUUCACUGAGUACGGCACUGAGUAUAAGAGAAACGAUCGCCCAUAGCGAAAAGUUUAGUCAAGGCUGUGCACUACACCAUCUGCACACAUCGCUGGACUCAACAUGAUCGGGACGAAGAAAAAAAUUCUUUUCGGAGGAGUUGCAGCUGUAUUAACAAUAGUGGUAGUGGUUGUUAUAGUAGCCGUUUCCAAUAAUCACUGCACAUCAGAUUGCAAAGUUCCCAAAAAACAUGUCAGUGUUUCUGCUAUUGGCAGGUACAAAAAGGCAGCAGUUUCAACGAAUGGACAAGAAUGUGCUCAGAUUGGUGUAAGCAUGCUAGAAAAAAAUGGAUCUGCAGUUGACGCAGCCAUAGCGGCGUUGUUAUGCGAAGGUGUAGCUUCCCUUCAUAGUAUGGGCCUUGGAGGUGGUUUUUUAAUGACGAUUUGGGACGGGAAGAAUAAAGUAGCAGAUUAUUUAGAUGCUCGCGAGACAGCCCCUCUUGGAUCGAGAGAAAAUAUGUUCGAGAAGAAUAACGUUUCAUCUCUUACUGGAGGUCUUGCAGUAGCAGUGCCGGGCGAGCUUUUAGGAUAUUGGGAAGCGCAUCAGAAAUAUGGAAAGCUUCCAUGGAAAGAAUUAUUUACACCCGUAAUCAAAUUAUGUGCUACGGGUUCGAAAGUCACCAAGUAUUUAAUGAAUUAUCUGAAGGAGAAUGAAAAGGUGAUAAAGGAUGAACCAAGUUUGUCAGAAAUCCUGAUAAACCCUGUAACAAAUUCUACAUGGGUCGAGGGUGACAGAAUAAGGAGACCAAAGCUUGCUGAAACAUUAAAAAGAAUUGCUGAUAAUGGUCCUGAUUCAUUUUAUAACGGUUCAAUGGCUGCUGAUUUGAGUGCGGAAAUUAAUGCCGCUGGUGGGAACAUGACGUUGGAAGACUUUAAAUCUUACAGGGUAAAAUGGAAGACCCCGAUCCGAGUAAAUUUAUCAAAGUUAACAAUGUACACGGCUCCACCACCGGGAUCUGGAGUGAUACUUGCGUUUAUUAUAAAAACACUCGAAGGCAUUGUACCUACAGAUAACGAAGAAAUUAUGUGGCAACGUAUCGUCGAAGUGUUCAAGUGGGCAUACGCAAGGCGAACAGAAUUAGGAGAUCCUGAUUUUGUUGACGUCAGUAGUGUGGUCAAUAAUUUGACUUCGAGCACCUAUGCGGAUCUCAUAAGAAGUACUAUCAGAGACGACUGGACCAGUGUAGAUCCAAAAUAUUAUGGAGCCAUCGUAACAAGUCCUGUGGAUUCUGGAACUUCCCACGUAUCAGUCCUAGCUCCUGAUGGAUCAGCAGUUUCCGUCACGUCUACGAUUAAUCAAGUUUUCGGUGCUAAAAUACGGUCGAAGUCAACUGGAAUAAUAUUCAACGACGAGAUGGAUGACUUCAGUUCUCCUAAUAAGACAAAUGGAUUUGACUUACCAGCAUCUCCAGCCAAUUACAUUAGGCCUGGGAAAAGACCAAUGAGCUCCAUGACUCCAACGAUAGUGUUGGAUGAAAGUAACACAGUGCGGCUUGUCAUUGGAGGAGCUGGCGGAAGCAAAAUUACAACGGGCGUAGCGAUAUCAAUGAUAUUAAAUCUAUGGGCCGGAUACGACAUAAAAGAAGCUAUUGAUGCUUACAGAAUUCAUCAUCAAUUAAUUCCUAUGAACGCUCUAAACGAGAAAGGGUUCCCACAACAUAUACUGAACUAUCUCAACAAAGUUGGUCACAAUGCCAGUAUAUUCUCUGGCAUUGGAAGUGCGCUCACAGGAAUUGCCAACAAAGGUGAAGAAAUUACGGCAAAUUCAGAUUAUCGCCGGGAGGGAAAAACAGCAGGGCUAUAAAUGUUGCUCUCACCACGUAUUAGUUUGACAAAACUCAUUACUUCUCUUUCCAAGAGCAAUAUUUCUAAAAAGUUAACGAAGCUAAUAUGUAAACUGUAAUUGCAGUGAAAUGUCAUUGAAACUCUGACUUCUCGGCGAUGAUUAGGUGAAUUUGAGAAUUAAUUUCAGUAUUUCAUGUACAACGCGUAUAUUAUGUGUUGUACAAGAAACGAGUAAAUGUAUUACUUUUUACAAAAUUUAUUAACUCUUCAAUACGGAUUUCUUAUAUGGCCUUUAUCUGUAAUACAUUCAUGUCUAUGGACAUGUACAUAAACGUCAGUACUACUGAAAUAGCACCAAUGUAGUAAACUGGAUAAAACCAAAAUAAUGAUAGACAAAUUAUAUUUAUGUAAUUUAGAAAUACGCUAAAAAAUACUCAAAUCUGUCAGUAGAAAUGAAAUAGGAUAAAUAUAUUACGUGACUCGAUGGCCGAUGCUAAUAGCAGUUUUCACGCUUGAGGCUUAAAGCAUAUUUUUUUUUUAGCGCGAUAUUUCCGCUGCGUGAUCACACUUGUUAAAACUACUAUUAAACUAUAGAAAAGAAUAACAAUAUAAGAAGAUAGAUAAUUAGAAUAUGUCGACUAUUUAGACCACUCAAGAAUUGACGAAUCGAAUAAACAUACUAAUCAGA
Messenger RNA from Orussus abietinus, 2662 nucleotides. Its product is annotated as glutathione hydrolase 1 proenzyme-like. Gene Ontology annotation, molecular function: glutathione gamma-glutamate hydrolase. The coding region runs from base 254 to 1993 and encodes 579 amino acids. The transcript has 11 exons. Lineage: Eukaryota; Metazoa; Arthropoda; Insecta; Hymenoptera; Orussidae. Gene Ontology annotation, cellular component: plasma membrane. The record is from RefSeq and is a predicted model, not a curated record. Gene Ontology annotation, biological process: glutathione catabolic process.